This is a messenger RNA of Polistes dominula (European paper wasp), 2672 nucleotides long. RefSeq names its product succinate dehydrogenase, subunit A (flavoprotein) (gene SdhA). Gene Ontology annotation, cellular component: respiratory chain complex II (succinate dehydrogenase). Gene Ontology annotation, molecular function: flavin adenine dinucleotide binding; electron transfer activity; succinate dehydrogenase (quinone) activity. The record is from RefSeq and is a predicted model, not a curated record. Lineage: Eukaryota; Metazoa; Arthropoda; Insecta; Hymenoptera; Vespidae. Gene Ontology annotation, biological process: tricarboxylic acid cycle; mitochondrial electron transport, succinate to ubiquinone.
GCGAAUAGAAUGGGUCGGUGUGUUUCUCAGUCUCUUUUAUGAUUUACGUUUACCUCGUGAAUAAAACAACUCCGAAACACAGCGCAACAGCAGUUUCUUUUCUUCCUUUUCGUUUUGAUCGAAAGUAAAACGAGUUGUGGGCGUUUCGAGAGAUCGUGAGAGAGAGAGAAAAUAAGUUAAAAUACGAUCAUCAUUACACACACAUAAAACGAUUACGAAGAGAACGACGACGUUGUUGAAAACGAAAAAUCCGAUUGAAGGAAAGAUUAACAAUUAAAAAGAACAAAUAAAAAAUUAAAUAAACCGCAAAUUACCCUUUCGUAACGCAUACAGUUAGUCAAUAAAACAACUAAAAAUAAUAAUAAUAAUAAUAAUAAAUCAAAUAUUACAUUGAUCGUAAAAAGAUGAGUACUAUAUUAAAAGCAUGUACGUUUAUUUCAAGAAAUUCUUUAUCCACCACCGCAACAAAUAUAACAACUAUGAUGAAUUUGAACAAAUUGGGCUUACCGGUUAUCAAUGUUCACAAAUUUCAUCACACACCUGAUGGAAGAGCUGCUAAAGUAUCAGAUGCUAUAUCUAAACAAUAUCCUUUGGUGGAUCAUAAGUACGAUGCAGUUGUCGUUGGUGCAGGUGGUGCUGGGUUACGUGCAGCUUAUGGACUGGUUGCAGAAGGUUUCAAAACCGCAGUCGUUACUAAAUUAUUUCCAACUAGAUCACAUACUGUAGCUGCCCAAGGUGGUAUUAAUGCUGCUUUGGGUAAUAUGGAAGAAGACAAUUGGCAAUGGCAUAUGUAUGAUACUGUCAAAGGAUCUGAUUGGCUUGGUGAUCAGGAUGCAAUACAUUACAUGACACGAGAAGCUCCUAAAGCAGUCAUUGAAUUAGAAAAUUGUGGUAUGCCAUUCAGUAGAACUUCUGAUGGAAAAAUCUAUCAACGUGCUUUUGGUGGUCAAUCAUUAAAAUUUGGUAAAGGUGGCCAAGCACACAGAUGUUGUUGCGUUGCAGAUAGAACAGGACAUUCUUUGCUACAUACGCUUUAUGGACAAUCAUUGAGUUAUGAUUGUAAUUAUUUUGUUGAAUACUUUGCAUUGGAUUUACUUAUGGAAGACGGAGAAUGCAGAGGAGUCAUUGCGCUUUGUUUAGAGGAUGGUACACUUCAUCGGUUUCAUGCUAAAAAUACAGUACUAGCAACUGGGGGUUAUGGUCGUGCGUAUUUCUCUUGUACAUCAGCACACACAUGUACAGGAGAUGGUACAGCAAUGGUAUCGAGAGCUAACUUACCUAAUCAAGAUUUGGAAUUUGUACAAUUUCAUCCAACAGGAAUUUAUGGCGCGGGUUGUCUAAUAACGGAAGGUAGUCGUGGAGAAGGUGGUUAUUUAGUAAAUAGCGAAGGUGAAAGGUUUAUGGAACGUUACGCACCAGUUGCUAAAGAUUUAGCUUCGAGAGACGUAGUCUCCAGGUCAAUGACCAUAGAAAUACGCGAGGGAAGAGGCGUUGGACCUGAUAAAGAUCACAUUUAUUUGCAAUUACAUCAUUUACCACCUGAACAAUUAGCUGCUAGAUUGCCUGGUAUAUCUGAAACAGCUAUGAUAUUUGCUGGAGUUGAUGUAACACGAGAACCGAUACCUGUUAUACCGACUGUGCACUACAAUAUGGGCGGUGUACCAACCAAUUACAAGGGUCAAGUGUUAACCAGACAUAACGACGAGGAUAAAGUUGUACCUGGAUUAUAUGCUUGUGGUGAAGCUGCAUGUGCCUCGGUUCAUGGAGCUAAUCGACUUGGUGCAAAUUCUUUACUCGAUCUCGUUGUAUUUGGUCGAGCUUGUGCUAAGACAAUUUCACAAGAAAAUAAACCCGGUGAAACUGUAGGACCAUUAAGAGCAAACGCCGGAGAAGAAACAGUCGCAAAUUUGGAUUGGAUUAGAAAUGCCAAUGGUACGGUUCCUACUGCUGAAUUAAGACUGAACAUGCAAAAAACUAUGCAAACACAUGCCGCGGUAUUCAGGGAUGCUCAAACUUUGCAAGAAGGUUGUAAAAAGAUGUCAGGAAUUUAUAAGAAAAUGGAUGAUUUGAAAGUAUCCGACAGAUCACUCAUAUGGAAUUCUGAUUUGGUGGAGACACUUGAAUUACAAAAUUUAAUGAUAAAUGCUAUGCAAACAAUAGUAAGCGCAGAAAAUAGAAAAGAAAGUCGAGGAGCUCAUGCUCGUGAAGAUUUCCGUGAUAGAAUCGACGAAUAUGAUUAUAGUAAACCAUUGGAUAAUCAAAAACCUAAACCUUUAGAUCAACAUUGGAGAAAACAUACUUUAACGACUAUUAAUCCUAAAACUGGAGAAGUAUCUAUCACGUAUAGGCCAGUAAUUGAUAACACGCUUAAUGAACAGGAAUGUGCAACAGUACCACCUGCUAUUCGUUCCUAUUAGAUCACUAUUAUUAUCAUUUUUAAUUUAACAUUCUCUAAAUUCACUUUAUCAUUUGAACAAAACAACAACAACAAAAAAGCUAUCACAUGUUUCACAUAUGAAAAAUAAUUACACCGUUCAUUUUAUCUUUAGUUACAAGUUUCCCCUGCAUUCGUUGUGUGUUUUAAUUGAGGGAUUAACAUUAGAUAUACCACCAUUUUCAAUAUACCUAUUUCUACCACACUAGUCAAAAUGACUGGUGUGUAAACAAAAAUG